AUGGCUUCCCUUGGCCUUGCUUUCGUUCUGCUCGUCUCCCUGGUUUCUCCCACCAGUUCCUGCACAGAUCAGGAUAAGCGCUCUCUUCUUUGGUUCCUUGCGGGGCUCUCGAAUGAUGGUAGUCUUGCAGCGUCAUGGCGGGAUGGCAAGGAUUGCUGCAAGUGGGAAGGGAUUACCUGCAGCACAGAUAGGGUGGUCACUGGUGUCUCGCUGGCUUCAAAGAACCUUGAGGGGAAUAUCUCGAUGUCCCUCGGCAACCUCACUGGCCUGAAGCUUCUUAACCUCUCCCACAACUCCCUGUCCGGUGGCCUGCCACGAGAACUGCUGUCAUCCCACAGCAUCACCAUACUGGACGUCAGCUUUAACCAACUCAAUGGAGCACUACCCAAGCUGCCAUCUUCAACCCCUGCCCGUCCUCUGCAGGUACUGAAUAUCUCAACCAAUUUAUUUACAGGAGAGUUCCCGUCCAGCAUAUGGAAAGCAGCAGAGAAUCUGAUUGCCCUCAAUACCAGCAAGAACAGCUUCACUGGGCAGAUACCAACUCAUUUCUGUGACAAUUCACCAUCUUUUGCGGUGCUUGAUCUGUCUUACAACAAAUUCAGCGGUAGUAUUCCCCUGGGACUUGGUGACUGCUCCAUGCUAAGAGUGCUCAAUACAGGCUAUAACAACCUCAGUGGGACACUCCCCAAUGAACUCUUCAAUGCUACCACAUUGGAGUACAUGUGUUUUCGUAACAAUAAGUUACACGGAGUACUUGGUGGUGCACACAUAAUCAAACUCGGAAAUCUCGUGACCUUGGAUCUUGGAAGGAACAACUUCAGUGGCAAUAUUCCAGAUUCUGUAGGUCAGCUCCAGAGAAUGGAGGAGCUCUAUUUUGACCACAACAGCAUGUCUGGGGAGCUACCAUCAACUCUCAGUAACUGCACAAAUCUUAUAACAAUCAACCUCAAGUGGAAUAAAUUCAGUGGAGAACUUAGCAAGGUCGAUUUUUCCAAACUUCCUAAUCUGAUAACUUUAGACUUGCUGUACAACAACUUCAGUGGAACGAUUCCAGAAAGCAUAUACUCUUGCAGCAAUCUGAUUGCACUUCGGCUAUCUUACAACAACUUACAUGGGCAGCUUUCACCACAAAUAGGCGAUCUGAAACACAUCACCUUCCUUUCACUUGCUUCCAACUCUUUCAUGAAUAUCACAAAUGCACUUCAGAUCCUACAGAACUGCAGGCAGCUUACCGUCCUCCUUAUUGGGUAUAACUUCAAAGGAGAGCUCAUGCCUGAGGAUGACAUAAUUGAUGGUUUCCAGAAUCUUCGGGUACUGGCCAUCAAUGGUUGCCAAUUGUUAGGUAACAUACCUCUUUGGAUAUCAAAGCUAGCAAAUUUAGAGAUGUUGAAGAUAUCUAGCAAUCAACUCACUGGGUCAAUACCAGUCUGGAUCAAAGCCCCAAGGUACUUAUUCUAUCUAGACAUAUCAAACAACAGCCUCACUGGAGAAAUUCCAACAACACUGAUGGAUAUGCCAAUGCUGAAGUCGGAGAAGACUGAACCCCAUUUAGAUCCAGGGGUCUUCGCACUACCAGUUUAUAGCGCUGUAUCACGCCAAUACCGCAAACCCAUUGGUUUCCCUAAAGUGUUGGAUCUAAGCAACAAUAAAUUCAUCGGUGAGAUCCCCCAGGAGAUCGGUCAGCUGAAAUCCCUCCUUUCACUCAAUUUGAGUUCAAACUACUUGACGGGACAGUUCACAGAAUCCGUAUGCAAUCUCACAAGACUGCAGGUACUGGACUUAUCAAACAACAAUCUCAAAGGUGCAAUCCCGUCUGCAUUGAACACCCUGCACUCACUUUCAGCAUUCAAUGUUUCUAACAACGACCUAGAAGGCCCUAUUCCAUCUGGAGGCCAGUUUAACACAUUUGAGACUUCCAGCUUCGACGGAAAUACAAAGCUAUGUGGCUCUAUGCUCAUUCGCAAAUGUGCUUUAGCAAAAGCGCCUCAAGCCAACAUUCUAUCAACAAAAGAAACUAGCUAUAAGACCGCCUUCAUGAUUGCUUUUAGUGCAUUCUUUGUUGUAGGCAUGUUGUAUGAUCAGGUAGUAUUAUCAAGAUAUUUUGGCUAG
Molecule: messenger RNA, 2109 nt
Organism: Lolium rigidum
Lineage: Eukaryota; Viridiplantae; Streptophyta; Magnoliopsida; Poales; Poaceae
Product: receptor-like protein 3
Exons: 1
Coding region: 1-2109 (702 amino acids)
Molecular function (GO): protein binding
Source: RefSeq, a predicted model, not a curated record